AUGGCCUACGAAGUUUCUUCCAUCGUCUACCCAGCUUACACUCCAGUGGCUCCUCCGGUCUACUCUGUCAGCACUCCCCUCGUCAGUUCCAUUCCUACUCCCAGCCAGUCUUCGGAGUCCAGCAAGAUGCCUUCCACUACGACCACCUACGUCACUUCGGCCUUGACCAUGACAUCCUAUGUCACUGCUCAUUACAGCGCCUCUCCCGUGCCCAAGAAGUGCGACAAGGACAUCAUCGGUACCGUCCAGAAGCUUCCUCAAUCCGUCCAGACCUACGUCUUCGAGGCCAUCUCCAGCAGCAAGUGCAGCCCCUGCGACUACGCCUGCAUCUGCGGUGAUCUUCAUGGCAAGGACGUCGCCGGCAAGGUCAGCAAGGGCUGCAGCCAGCCCGACUAUGAGACUUACAUGGCCUUUGAGAAGGAGGUCUGCGAGGCUCAUCCGUCUUACCCUACCUCGAUCAUCGUCACUCCUACUCCUUACCCCGAAAAGAACAAGACUCAGGAGAUGACCACGUACACCACGACCACUGUCUGCCCCAUUACUACCGACGGAAAGGUCACUACCACUACCAGCACCAUCACCGUCACCUCCUGCAAGGCCUACUGCACUGCUCCUCCCCCGCCUCCUCAGCCCCCUGUCUACCCCACUGGCAACAACGUCACCAGCCCCAAUGUGCCCGAGUACACCGGCGCCGCGGUCGCCAACGCUCCCGCUGUUCUCCUCGCUGGUGCCGUUGGUAUCUUCGGCUGGGCUUUCGCUGCUCUGUAG
Messenger RNA from Didymella exigua CBS 183.55, 768 nucleotides. RefSeq lists its product as uncharacterized. The transcript is spliced from 2 exons. NCBI's taxonomy places the organism in Eukaryota, Fungi, Ascomycota, Dothideomycetes, Pleosporales, Didymellaceae. The coding region runs from base 1 to 768 and encodes 255 amino acids. The record is from RefSeq and is a predicted model, not a curated record.